AUGGAGAAAGCAGUGCAUUUGGGCGUAGAAUCAGUUGUUCACAAAACUGAGAAUAUGAAGCACUGCACCGGUUCACUUCCUUCGAUCCACGGCAACGAAAUGCGGAAUUCUCGUUUCACAAUUGUUUCUAAUCAGAUGCGUAUUGUCGAUGAAGUGUUCAGGUGCCUAAAACAGACGAGGAAGGAUUCGUACCACGUGCUGAACGACAGCAUCGCAUACGGAAGCAUCUCGUUGAAGCAGACCUGCUUUGGACCAGUGUCGGUGGCAGCAGCAGCGGUGAACAACGAUUAA
Molecule: messenger RNA, 291 nt
Organism: Soboliphyme baturini
Lineage: Eukaryota; Metazoa; Nematoda; Enoplea; Dioctophymatida; Soboliphymatidae
Source: the annotation of a GenBank genome assembly